Molecule: messenger RNA, 1717 nt
Organism: Thunnus maccoyii (southern bluefin tuna)
Lineage: Eukaryota; Metazoa; Chordata; Actinopteri; Scombriformes; Scombridae
Gene: xkr9
Product: XK, Kell blood group complex subunit-related family, member 9
Exons: 5
Coding region: 242-1453 (403 amino acids)
Biological process (GO): apoptotic process involved in development; phosphatidylserine exposure on apoptotic cell surface; engulfment of apoptotic cell
Cellular component (GO): plasma membrane
Source: RefSeq, a predicted model, not a curated record
CCUGACCAACGAAGCUCUUUUACGCACAGGAGAGAAACAGCCAGGGCUCUCUGUCGCUGCCUAGAGUUCAGAGUUUUAUCACUAAGGUGGAGCUUGUCACGAGUUUCAAUGAAAGAGAAAGAGCACUGCCGCCUCUGCGACUGUAAGCAGCCGUCUACCAUGGGCAAAAUAUAUUAAUUGACUGAAAUGGCAUCUGAACUGCUGAGGUCCAAAAGGAAACUGUCCAGAGCAGCUUUGAUCCAUGAACCUCAACGAACCUCGAAACUUUUGGUUGAACGUUUCAACUGAUAACAAAAUGCCUCAUGCAGACAAUCGAUACACAAAACUGCGAUGGUUAUUAACCAUUACUGGACUUUUCUUCUACGUUGUGGACAUUUGGAUGGACGUUUGGCUGGCUUUCAAAUAUUUUCAAGGGAAAUAUUAUGUCUGGGCUGGACUGACUCUAGGAUUUGUCCUGGUGGGGCUGCUGGUGACGCAGAUCUUCAGUUAUGCCUGGUACAGGGAUGACAUGAAUGAUGUUCUGAUAAACUCUGAAAGAAAUGCAAUAUCAGGCAUUUCCAAAGGUGAACUUGCUGUCAUCCAUCUGUUUGGCGUGGGCAUCUUCACCAGGUAUUAUUACCUGCUGAAAAAGGGCUUCAAUGUGGUUUGGAAGUCAACAAAUUCCGAUACAGUGGAAGAAAGGAAGGAUGUGCACCAUAAUCUGUUUUGCCACGCCACUGAUCUGAGCAUGCUCAAACUGUUUGAGGCUUUCCUGGAGAGUGUUCCUCAACUCCUCCUACAGGUUUACAUAGCGUUGGCCCAUGAUGAGAGCUCAGUCCUGCGAUAUUUGUCUAUGGCCUUCUCCUUCUUUAACAUUGCCUGGGCCCUGGUGGACUACCGCCGCUGCCUGCGCAGAUCCCUCCCCCAUAUCAGGGAGAUGCCUUCUGGCCUUCCCACAGUUAUCUACCUCCUCUACAAACUCUGUACCAUCACCAGCCACAUCUUGAGCUACAGCCUCCUCCUCAUGCUGAGCAGCUACAGCAUGAUAGCCCUCACCAUCCUCUGGCUGCUGGGGACAGCCUGGACACACUUGCUUAAAACCAAAUUCUGCACAUCCAGAAGUCUUGAGCUUCUCUACCGGGCAGUCAUAGGCUUCAUCCUCAUGUUCACGUUUUUCAAUGUCAAAGGGCAGGACACCAAAGUGGCCAUGAUUGUCUAUUACUUUUUCUACUUUCUUAUAAACAUUACAGCUCCGACACUGUACAUUUUGUUGAAGCCAGAGUUGAAGACAACCACUUUCUUCCUGACAGUCAGCAGUAUAAUCUUUGGGGGUUCAGUGCUGGGGCUGGUAAGUCUUGUGUUGUAUUACCUCUUCCUGCACCCCAGAGGGAAGUGGCAUGAGGCAGAUGAGGUGGACGGCGUGGGAAAGGAAGCAGAGAUCACAGGGAGGAUGAGAAAUUUCUUACAGCCUUGAUUUUUAAGCUUGGUUAUAUAUGACUGACAUAUUUAUUCUCAUAUAUUUAUAUCUAUGUAAUGUAUGGUACCAGUCAAAAGUUUGGGUACACUUUCUCAUUCAAGUGAAUGGGAAGGUGUGAUGACUGGUGGUGUAAUUUAUUUGCUAAUCCGAAUUUACAGUCUACAUUGUCUCCUGACAUUGCUGGAAAAUAUUACAUGACGCUGAGACCAAUGGAUUAUAUAUUGUAGUCAAGUAAUAAAAAGUAUAUUAUGGUCUGAAUAA